GCGCCAGGUGGUCGCGCCAAGAAGGAGGGAGUAGCUGCCAACGUCCCCAAAUUUCCACGACGACACCGCUCCAACACAACACCACAGACAUACGCCCCCGUCUCACCUCCAAGCAGUCUCGCCUCCACGCCUGGCUGUUUCAAUUGCGUCUGCUCGCCGCCUCCACCACCACCACCACCACCCAGCACAUUCCCCAACCCCGAGUUCAUCAUGUCUUCGGCGCUUAACAAGACGCGCAGAAAGAAGAAUGUCAAGAAGGGUAUCCAGUUCUGCUUGAUGGUCUGUGGUGCCUCUGGUACUGGCCGGACAACCUUCGUCAACACCCUUUGCGGCAAGCAAGUGCUCGGACAUAAGGAGGUCGACGACCCAACAACCGCACACGUCGAGGAGGGCGUCAAGAUCAAGCCCAUCACAGUCGAACUCGACGAGGAAGGCACCCGCAUCUCGCUCACCAUCGUUGACACACCCGGUUUCGGAGAUCAGAUCGACAACGAGGCCAGCUUCUCAGAGAUCGUUGGAUACCUCGAGCGACAGUACGAUGGCAUUCUCGCAGAGGAAUCGCGUAUUAAGCGUAACCCCCGAUUCCGUGACGACCGUGUACACGUCCUGCUCUACUUCAUCACACCCACAGGCCAUGGUCUCCGUGAACUCGACAUUGAGCUCAUGAAGCGUCUGUCGCCCCGCUGCAACGUCAUCCCUGUCAUCGGAAAGGCCGACUCCCUCACACCCGCCGAGCUGGCAGAGUCGAAGAAGCUGGUCAUGGAGGACAUUGAGCACUACCGCAUUCCCGUGUACAACUUCCCCUACGACAUUGAGGAGGACGACGAGGACACGGUCGAGGAGAACGCCGAGCUUCGCGGCCUGAUGCCGUUCGCCAUUGUUGGAUCCGAAGACAUUGUUGAGAUCAACGGCCGACGGGUACGGGCACGUCAAUACCCCUGGGGUAUCGUUGAGGUGGAUAACCCCCGCCACUCCGACUUCCUCGCCGUUCGAAGUGCCCUUCUCCACAGCCAUCUUGCCGAUCUCAAGGAGAUUACGCAUGACUUCCUAUACGAGAACUACCGUACCGAGAAGCUUAGUAAGAGUGUCGAAGGUGGUGCUGCUGCUGACUCAUCGAUGAACCCCGAGGAUCUCGCCAGCCAGUCAGUGCGCUUGAAGGAAGAGCAACUGCGACGUGAAGAGGAGAAGCUGCGCGAGAUCGAAGUCAAGGUCCAGCGCGAGAUCAACGAGAAGCGGCAGGAACUCUUGGCUCGCGAGAGCCAGCUCAAGGAGAUCGAGGCCCGCAUGAACAGGGAACAAAGCGGCCAACUGCAAGACCACGACGCAGACGAGGCUUAG
Alternaria burnsii is the source of this 1338-nucleotide messenger RNA. Its product is annotated as neuronal-specific septin-3. The record is from RefSeq and is a predicted model, not a curated record. The annotation marks the transcript as partial. Gene Ontology annotation, cellular component: cell division site; septin complex; septin ring. NCBI's taxonomy places the organism in Eukaryota, Fungi, Ascomycota, Dothideomycetes, Pleosporales, Pleosporaceae. Gene Ontology annotation, biological process: cytoskeleton-dependent cytokinesis. The transcript is spliced from 7 exons. Gene Ontology annotation, molecular function: molecular adaptor activity; GTP binding; GTPase activity.